This is a messenger RNA of Lasiosphaeria miniovina, 684 nucleotides long. RefSeq names its product Frag1/DRAM/Sfk1. The record is from RefSeq and is a predicted model, not a curated record. The transcript has 3 exons. Gene Ontology annotation, cellular component: plasma membrane. NCBI's taxonomy places the organism in Eukaryota, Fungi, Ascomycota, Sordariomycetes, Sordariales, Lasiosphaeriaceae. The annotation marks the transcript as partial.
AUGAUGCGCAUCUCAUAUUGGGUUUUCCCCAUCCUCGCGGGCGUCAUAUGGCUUGGCACCCUGCUGGGGCUGCUGCUGUUCUGGGUUGUUGACGACCACAAAAUCCACUACGCGUCCGAGGCCGACUCGCAGAGCAUCGCCUACAUCAGCGACGUCGGCGCGUCACGCCUCAAGCCGCUUUUCAUUACCGGCUGCGUCCUCACGACCUUGUUUCUCGACAUCUCGUUUGGCGCAGACCGCUGGCUGCGGCACAAGGGCAGACUGGUGCCCAACACGACCACUGGCGAGAAGGUGCUCUCAGGUCUGACCAUCGUCUUCGCCAUCAUCGGCACUGCCGGCCUGAUCCUGCUGUCCAUCUUCGACACGCUGAGAUACCCGCGCCUCCACGAUGUCUUUCUGCUCCUUUUCAUCGCCGGCUACGUGUUGUCUGCCAUCUUCAUCUGCUGGGAAUACCAACGCUUGGGUAUUCGCUACCGCGAGCACCGCGUCCUCCGCAUCUCGUUCUGGAUCAAGCUCUCCUUCGUUGUGAUCGAGAUCCUGCUGGCCAUCGCCUUUGUUGCCUGCACCUUUACCGGCAACUACAACCCCGGCGCCGUGUUCGAGUGGAUUAUCGCCUUCAUCUUCUCCUUCUACGUCUUCUCGUUCUACGUCGACCUGUAUCCGGCCGUCCACACAAAGAACGGC